Messenger RNA from Drosophila grimshawi, 576 nucleotides. RefSeq lists its product as uncharacterized. The record is from RefSeq and is a predicted model, not a curated record. NCBI's taxonomy places the organism in Eukaryota, Metazoa, Arthropoda, Insecta, Diptera, Drosophilidae. The transcript has 2 exons. The coding region runs from base 1 to 576 and encodes 191 amino acids.
AUGGAUCUGCGAGCGGUCUACGCCUGUCUCUACGUAAUCACCACGAUUGCCAUUGGCGCGUUGGGUGACUAUGUGGUGCUUGUGGAUCAUUUUGAUUUCGAGCCAGUGGAUCGCGAAUUGAUCGUCUCGAACAGUGCCUUCAUUGAGCAGGAGGGUAAUCGCAGCUAUAUCUCUGGUCAUUUGCAGCUGGGAAGAACCCUCAACGAGAUAAUCAUGCUCACUUCAAUGGACAUAUCUCGUCCCCGGCUGCCACGUGUCCGUCUCUUUGACACAAAGCUCGAUUUGUGCGCAUUUCUAAAUAACGCCUAUCGCAGCAAAUUUGUGAGACAUUUUUAUAAGAGAUUCGUUAACUUUGUUAAUAUUCAACCCACUUGUCCGAUCCAAGCGCACAUCAAUUAUAGCCUAACACGCAGCUAUCUGGAUGAAAGCGUUCUGCCUGAAUUACUGCCCGCCUGCAGUUAUUUCCUGAAGGUGGAAAUUCGCAACAGGACCAGCCGUUUCGCAAUCAUUCACUUGUCGGGCUAUAUUCGACCGGUAGUCGUUAGGACCACAACUCCGAAGCAUCAAACUUUUUAA